Molecule: messenger RNA, 802 nt
Organism: Candidula unifasciata
Lineage: Eukaryota; Metazoa; Mollusca; Gastropoda; Stylommatophora; Geomitridae
Source: the annotation of a GenBank genome assembly
AUGAGUUCAUAUUUUGUCAAUUCACUUUCAGCCUGCUACGGCUCGGGACCUGCCGGACUUGACCCGUGCACGGAAAACAUAUCUGGCUAUGACAGAAAUCCCGCGCAUCAUCAUCAUCAACAACAGCAACACCAUCACGGUUCAAACGUGUAUUCUCCAGCUGUGUACGGAAACUCGCGCUACUCCAACUACCACCACGCACGGCUGAACUCGGAGGCUAGAUACGCCGACUCUAUUCACAGUGAGUACUACUCAGUCCCAAGAUUAUCGCACCUUCCUCCGAGCUCCCCAAGUCCUCCUCCUCUUCAAACAAACAUUAGUUGUGCGUCGUCCUGUUCACCGCCAUCGUCUUCUCCUCAGCUGUGUGAUAGAAAGCAUGUCUCGUCAGUUUGUGGAACAGCUGAAUACCGCAGCAAUACCUCAUCGACGCCAUCAAAUCUGUCCACACCCUCGGCUCUACAGAAUGUAUCAAACACAGGGACAAACAAUCAGAACAGCUCUGGAACUAACAACGGAGAACCCGGAUACUACACAACUCCUGGAAUCAACAACUUCUUGGACGACAACAAAACUUCCUGCGACUCUCCACCUCUAAGCCAAAGACAAAAGCUGCCUCAGCCAGCACACCAACAGCCAGCAGCGGCACCAUCUUCUCCGCAAUCUCCAUCAACAAAACAACAGCUACAACAACAACGACAGAACGAAAAGGGCGGCUCCCCUAACUCUCAGUCGGAUCAAGGAGAAGGAAGUUUUCCAGCACCUCAGAUUUACCCCUGGAUGCGCAGAAUGCAGUACAGUGCAG